AAAACUUAGUCUUUCUUUCCUACUUUAUUUAAUUUUCUUCUCUUUCAUACUAAAUCAGAAAAAGAAAAAAGUAAAAACAAACCCACUAAAUAUCUUGUUCACAUUUUUCUACCAUGAAAAGAAGCUUUCGUGAAGCAGAGAUCGAUAGCUUAUCCAUGGCUAAUUGCCUCAUGUUACUAUCACAAGGAAGGGAAAUUGUUUCUUUCCCUUCUUUUGAAGCCAUGAAAGGCACUAAUAUUAAUUCCUCAAAUCGUGUUUUUGAGUGCAAGACAUGUAAUCGUCAGUUUCCAUCUUUUCAAGCACUGGGAGGGCACCGUGCCAGCCAUAAGAAGCCUAGGUUAACGAAUGGUGAUGUAGGAAGCUUGGAGACUCAGUCAUCCCCAGCAAAACCUAAGACCCACGAGUGCUCUAUCUGUGGUCUAGAGUUUGCUAUAGGACAAGCUUUGGGAGGUCAUAUGAGGAGGCAUAGAGCUAUCAAUAAUGAUUCUUCUUCCCUGAGCACUCCUUCUCCAACUAGCAGUGCAGAAUUAAUGGCGGUGAAGCCUGCGGGCGUAGCGCCGCCUGUCAUGAAGAAAUCAAAUAGCAGAAGGGUUUUGUGCUUGGAUUUGAACUUGACUCCUUAUGAGAAUGAUGUUGAGUUGUUUAGGCUUGGGAAGACAGCUCCAAUGGUUGACUGUUUCUUGUAGAUCUUAUACACACUUGUAAAUUAAUUUGAGAUACUAUAUAUAUGUCAAAACCCUUUUUUUUCUGAUGUAGGAUUAGGGUUAAUUACAGAUCUUGUAUUUGUAUUUAUUCAUUUGUUCUUAGACACAAAAUAUCAUAGCAUAUAAAUGGGAAUUUCUUCUU
Ricinus communis (castor bean) is the source of this 846-nucleotide messenger RNA. RefSeq names its product zinc finger protein ZAT11. Gene Ontology annotation, biological process: response to chitin; response to stress. The record is from RefSeq and is a predicted model, not a curated record. Bases 114 to 686 code for a protein of 190 amino acids. NCBI's taxonomy places the organism in Eukaryota, Viridiplantae, Streptophyta, Magnoliopsida, Malpighiales, Euphorbiaceae. The transcript has a single exon.